GAAAAAGGAAAGAGAGCGGGAAGAGAACGCGUAUUAACAUUCAUUUGUCUACCCGAGCGCUUUCUAUAAUAAGCAGAGAAUUUAUUGCCUUUAUUGUUACUCAUCUCAUCUCCUCUCCUCUCCAAAUAUUCUUUCUUUCUUCUGAGAGCAGAUAGAUCUGCGCGUUGUUCGUUUCUGAGAAGAGCUUAUUAUAACCAUACCGCCACUCGGACUCCCUGGCUAGUAUUCCAGAUUAUCGAUGCCCUGCAAAAUGAGCGGUUAAGUAGAUUGUAGAUCGCAUCUGCAUUCUGAGUGUACACCGAAUGCAGCAGUGUCUAAACUAUUGAUGUCUGUGUUCCCAGAUUAUAGACAUGGCUCCUCCUAUUGAGACUCCCAGUAAACUUCCUAUCUCUCGCCAUUCCUCACACCCACCUCUUAAUGAAAGGAUACUUUCAUCAAUGAAUAGGAGAUCUGUUGCUGCACAUCCUUGGCAUGAUCUGGAGAUUGGACCUGAAGCUCCAAAGAUAUUCAACUGUGUGGUUGAAAUAGGGAAAGGGGGCAAGGUGAAAUAUGAACUUGACAAAAAAACUGGACUGAUCAAGGUUGACCGUGUGCUUUACUCUUCAGUUGUAUAUCCCCACAACUAUGGUUUCAUCCCCCGCACUCUUUGUGAGGACAAUGAUCCCAUGGAUGUCUUGAUUAUCAUGCAGGAACCAGUUCUUUCAGGAUGCUUUCUUCGCGCUAAAGCUAUAGGACUGAUGCCAAUGAUUGAUCAGGGUGAGAAAGAUGACAAGAUAAUUGCGGUUUGUGCUGAUGAUCCUGAAUACCGCCACUACAAUGAUAUCAAGGAAUUACCACCACAUCGUUUAGCUGAGAUCCGUCGCUUCUUUGAAGAUUACAAGAAAAAUGAGAACAAGGAGGUUGCUGUUAAUGACUUUCUGCCGGCCUCUGAUGCCUAUGAGGCAAUCCAGCAUUCAAUGAAUCUUUAUGCGGACUACAUAGUGGAGAGCCUCAGGCGAUAGAUGUUCCAGCACACAAAAAUGACAGGCCGAUGCUUGAAGAUGUAUACGAUGACGACGAUUAUGUUAGGGUUGCAUGCUUCACAGUUGUAAUAAACAGCGAAGAAACAAGGAAAAGAAAUUCUGGCGUUGGCUUGACUUCAUAAUGGUGCCUUAUUUUUUUGCUGUUUUUUCUUUUUCUUUUUCUUUUUUCGUUUGCCAUCAUUUGUUAAUUUGUAUGUAUUGAUUUCACUUACUUUGAAUUUAUGAUACUUUUUGUACGUGAGAAACGAUAGUAAUUAUUUUUUCAUAUGAUGAAAAAAAUAUAAUACUAUAAGCAAUUACUUGGUGUUUA
Molecule: messenger RNA, 1332 nt
Organism: Populus trichocarpa (black cottonwood)
Lineage: Eukaryota; Viridiplantae; Streptophyta; Magnoliopsida; Malpighiales; Salicaceae
Product: soluble inorganic pyrophosphatase 4
Exons: 9
Coding region: 351-1001 (216 amino acids)
Biological process (GO): phosphate-containing compound metabolic process
Cellular component (GO): cytoplasm
Molecular function (GO): magnesium ion binding; inorganic diphosphate phosphatase activity
Source: RefSeq, a predicted model, not a curated record